UUCCAGAUUACUUCAUCGGUUUAAUAGAUCGAUUAAUAAGAGAGAUUAAAUAAUUUACGAACAGUUUGUCCGGCAAUGACAGAAACGGGAAAAUUUUCUAGGGUAAUUUCACGAGUGGUCGAAGGAGCGGACAUAGAAAGUGAAACUUUAAUCGCAUGAUCACCCUCUCGUUCGAUAACUCAACGCGAAGCGAUUGUUAGGCGCGAAUGAGCGGAUUGCGUGCCCCGAGUUGCUUAAGCUGACAACCAACCCCUUCGUUCACCGAGAUAUUGUGCUCUCAGAGACAGUUAGGGUUGCUUUGAAAACCGGUGAAGGUAGCCAUUCGGUCACCAUGCAAUUUCUUUCUCGCUCGCCACCUUUUUCCUCGGAGAAACGCACGCUUUAAUAACGCAUUUAUCGUAGCAACACCCGAAGAAAUAUAUCGUCGGCGAACGUGACAGUAAUUAAAAUUAACCCUCGCACGAAUCCAACUUUGCUACAACGACACUUCCACAAAGAUGAUUUUGUUUCAGCUUAUUUUUUGUGCCGCCCCGAUCUUAAUGGAUCUACGAGAGGAUGUGAAACCAGUUCGAAACAAAGUUACGUCACGUAAGCACGAUUUCGAAUUAGCGUAAUUAUUUGAGGCGAUAAGGGGAGAAAGAAACGACAGGGUGUUAGAUAUAAUUGGCGAAGGGAAGUAUGGUUGAUGGUUUAUGUUUGCGGCUUUGGUGAUAACGAGCAAGUUUCUUGCGGCGUGUAACAAGUUUGCAGCUAUUUCCAACGGAGAAAAAUGAUCCGCAAUUUCGUGCGAUUUGCAGUUUAAAUUAUCGAAUGAGCCCAGCCAGCAAAAUUGUCGACGAGUGAUUCACACCGUUCAAAGGUAAUUCGGGAAAUUCAUGAGCAAUUUUUCCCGACGAAUUUCUCGUUUCGAAGCAUUUACAAAGACACUGAAAGGUCGUGGAGUAAUCAGCUCGCUGCAAAAGCGGUCCAUCGAUACCGACACGAGCGUCGUCUGCUUGCGAUGAAUGGAACCAGCCCUCGCUUUGAUCUACGUAAUUAAACAGUACAAUUUCCCGCACAAUGCCACAUACACAUCGAUUCCCCUGUAUCUACACACUGGAUUGCUCUUCGCGAAUCCUUCGAACAUUUAUGCCUCAGCCAUAGUUUUGUUUCGCGCAAGAAACAAACAAAUCUUAUUUUCUCAAUAUUUUAUUAUUUAUUUUAGUAAUUAUUGCAGUGCUCUAAGUUUCUAUAAAUUUACAUUCAUAAUUACGUUGAAGAAAAUAUCGAAAAGAUAGCUAAAAUGGGAAAAUAGAAUGAGACUAUUACUACGUCGUCGACGCAAAGGAAACAACGUGCAACUCAUCGACAGUUUAUCGAUCGUUAACGUAAUUCUAUUCUGUGCAAAUGACUAUCGUUCAACCGGGCUGCCUAUGAAUUUUCAUCGAGAGACAAGGACGCGAGUUCCGCUGACGAAAAUUCGUGAUAUCAGUCGAUUCUCAGUUCUGAUUCGAUUCGCAUCAAACACUAUCGUUUCUAUCUAGUUCGACUUAGAUUCGAGGACACUGGUGAGUUUCAGCGAUACUUUACUAAACUAAAUUUUGAUUUUCUUUAAAUUUUUGUGUCUUUUGUUCUUUGAUCAUACAUUUAUAGCGUUUACAACAAUGUUAUAAAUGUAUGACGAAUUUCGUACAUGCACAGAAUGGGUAGAAUAGUUCGAAACGAUGUGUAUAAUUUGGAUAAAUGUUUCGUUACAACUGCAAAUCGCAUCGACGGGUAAAAGCAAUAAAAAAAAUAGCGCGGAGAAGAAGAAACAUAGUCGGGAAAGCAACUUUCACGCGAAGCAAAGAGGAGGGAAACAGGGACUGUGAUUCGAGGCAGUAUUUCUUCGCCUCGUGAUCGAAAGUACGUUUCAGAAUUGUAUAUUCAAUCGGUAGUUUUCCCUUUCGAGCGCAAUGUCACGAGAUCGAGUACGCGGUAGAUCUCGUUCGAGGUCGACGUUCACGAAAUUUCCUGCGAUCGAUCGUCUUUGAUUCGCUUGGAACAUUUUAAAGUGUAAUUCUUAUCGCUGCGAAUCGUAUCUCAAAUUCGAAAGUGCUACUUCGCUUUCUACGAUAAUCAAAUUCCUUCUGUAGAAAUUAAAACGGUGUUCUAAAAAGACUACAAGAAUGACUUUGGAAAGUGUGAAAAUGAAAUCCAUCGUUAAAACUGAUACUAAAUAAAAAUUCUAUAGAAACAAUGCGCGAACAGAAGUGUUAUUUUCACGUUCCAGAUUGAGAAUCGUAAGAAACUAAAAGGAAAAUGUCGAAAGUGUACACAGCGGAAGAGGUGUCCAAACACAACAACGAGAAGGAUCUAUGGAUCGUGUACAAAGAUGGCGUGUACGAUAUAACGAAAUUCGUGAAGGAACAUCCAGGCGGCGAGGAGGUGUUAAUCAAUUUGGCUGGAAAGGAUGCUACAACUUGUUUCGACGAGAUAGGACACACGGUCGAGGCUAUACAACUUCGGGAGACAUAUAAAAUUGGAACAGUGUCCGGUCCCCUGACUAGUACACCAGUUUCCGGUGGAGUGCAAGACACAACGAUAGACGACGACAACUGGGAAUACGAGCCACCGAAGCAGGAAACAUCGCCCUGGCUUCCGGUGUUCAUAGCAGCUGGUGUAGCCAUAUACUCGUACAUAUUUUACUAUUUUUUGUUGUCGUAAGUUAGUCUAAAUGUAAUCGGUUAAUAGAAUAAAACGUUUAUUUAUUUCGAGAAGGUAGAUUUUACCUACGAGAAGUAUUUUGAGCUACUGUAUAUCUGAUUAAUAUUUACUCCCACUCCGUCACUGGAAAUAUUAGCAACAUUCGAUGCAACGUGAUAUGUGUAUACUUCAUUUGUUGCGAAGAUGUCAUAUCGGUACGCGUAUAAUUAUGUAGAAAAUUGUGGACAUAGAAAUAUACAACGGGAAAUAUGUUCCUUGUCAUCGUGACUGGCACUUUUCAACGAGUUUCGCUCCACAUUUCUCGUGAAUCUGUUUUGCAGCAUGUUAUCUACGAUACAGAAUUUCAUCAAGACAAACAUGAUGCAUCCUACACGCAAGAAUUGUUGAUUACGAAACAAUCUUGUGAACAAUCUGUAAGCAUGUACAGUGCAAUUCGCGUAUCACUAUCUAAUUCGGUGUACGUAACAAGAUUUGGGAAUUUAAGGAUUUGAGAAUUUGAGAGAAUCCUUAAAAUUCUUUAAAAAUAGUAAAA
Megachile rotundata (alfalfa leafcutting bee) is the source of this 3217-nucleotide messenger RNA. Its product is annotated as cytochrome b5. Gene Ontology annotation, cellular component: intracellular membrane-bounded organelle; membrane. Gene Ontology annotation, molecular function: heme binding. Lineage: Eukaryota; Metazoa; Arthropoda; Insecta; Hymenoptera; Megachilidae. The record is from RefSeq and is a predicted model, not a curated record.